AUGCUGUGCGCAAGUGAGUCGGCCUCAUUCGUGGGACCUCUCGGCAUUCGAUGCUAACGACAACCAGUCUCCGGUGAAGCACCACAGCACCCGGUGGCCUCGCGCAAGUCAGGUGCGUCUGUCGCGAUCCGCCAAUGUCGAGGCAUCUGAAAGGCUUACAGUAGGUGUAGGCAAUGUUUAUGAGAGGCGACUGAUAGAGACUUACAUCUCUGAGAACGGUACCGAUCCUGUCAACGGCGACGAGCUUUCCACAGACGACCUGAUCGACCUCAAGCAAUCGCGCGUCGUCAAGCCAAGACCACCAACCUUGACCUCCAUUCCCGCCCUCCUCUCCACUUUCCAGAAUGAGUGGGACGCGUUGAUCCUCGAGACGUUUCAAUUGAAGCAGCAACUUUCCGAGACGCGUCAGGAGCUCAGUACUGCUCUCUACUACAAUGAUUCUGCACAGAGAGUCAUCGCGCGCUUGCAAAAGGAGAGGGACGAGGCCCGGGACGCGCUGUCUCGUGUAUCGGUCACAGGCGGUACCAAUGGUGUAAACGGAGAUGCGAUGCAGGUUGAUGGUCAGCCGCUGUCGGAGGAGGUGGUUGCCAAGAUCACCGAGACACAGGAGCGUCUUUCGGCCACCCGCCGAAAACGCCCAGUACCUGAGGAUUGGGCCACUGCGGAUGAGCUGCAGACAUUCGACGUAAAGGCUUCAGUGGAUACACAGUUCUCAGGCGCCAAGUCUUUGGCCUCCGACUCAACUGGUGACUUCUUCCUCUGCGGCGAUUCGGAUGGCACUAUGGGUAUCUUCGAUCUUCAGCAAGGCGCGUUCACGACGCGAAGCAAUCUCGGCGCUGGAGCCAUCUUGGGUGGUGCAUGGUGCAACGACAAGCAGGCGGUAUCGACCUCUAGUGGUGUUGUUGCGGUGUCUCAAGAGGGUGCAGUCCAGGCCAAAUUCCAGCAGCACGCAGGGGCUGCGACCGCGGUGGCCUGCCAUCCAAGCGGACAAGUCUUGGUAUCCGUGGGCUACGAUAAGAGCUAUAUUGUUUACGAUCUGAGCAACAUGAAAGUUGCAACUCAGGUCUUCACAGAUAUUGGUAAGAUUCUUGGCACGGAAUCUCAGAUCGCGUCGUUUGCUGACUUUCGCGUAGAACUCACAACUGUGGCAUUCCACCCGGAUGGGCACUUACUAGCAGUCGGCGGUGCGGAUGGCUCUGUACGACUGUACGACAUCAAGACCUCUCAGCCAGCCCACACUUUUCCGGCUCCAUCUGCAAACACGCCCAUAGUGGCGCUCACAUUCUCCGAGAACGGUACUUGGCUGGCGUCGUCAAAUCAGGGACAGAACAUCCUCACCGUUUGGGACCUGCGAAAGCUCAAUGCUCUCAAGACUAUCGAUAUCGGCACGGCAGUUUCUGGGAUUUGCUGGGAUUACACCGGGCAAUUCUUGGCUGCAUGCGGCCCGGGAGGUGUGGUGGUGAGCCAGUAUUCUAAGAGUGGGAAGUCAUGGUCAGAGCCCCUACGCAAGGCGCUCAACGCGGCGGACGUGAAGUGGGGAGCGAGAGCGAAGUCUUUGGUCGCCCUGACUAGCGAGGGUGCUGUCGCCGUACUUGGCGCGUGA
Molecule: messenger RNA, 1603 nt
Organism: Lecanosticta acicola
Lineage: Eukaryota; Fungi; Ascomycota; Dothideomycetes; Mycosphaerellales; Mycosphaerellaceae
Source: the annotation of a GenBank genome assembly